Molecule: messenger RNA, 3358 nt
Organism: Corythoichthys intestinalis (scribbled pipefish)
Lineage: Eukaryota; Metazoa; Chordata; Actinopteri; Syngnathiformes; Syngnathidae
Exons: 2
Coding region: 443-2578 (711 amino acids)
Source: RefSeq, a predicted model, not a curated record
CUUAUGUUGACUACUUUUUGGGUUUAAUUUCUUUCUAAGAUUGUACAUUGUUCAUCCGUCCACAGGAUGUCGCUAUUCUAACUCAGAAUCUUAAGUUUUUCUUUGGUAUUGCUGUUUGCGCUCGGCUUCCCCUAGUGGCGACUUGCUGUAAGCAGCAGGCAGAAAGAACUUUUUAUUUCAGUUGGAAAAGAGGCCUUGAGGUGUUAAGACGUUACACACCUCCUCUGCACCAUACAUCGUUGGGAACCCUUGACAAAACAAAAUCUUUUUACCACACACACACACACACACGCACACACGUUGACACAAAGAAAUAAAUGAGAGGAAGGAGUUCGGGCCUCCAAGUUUCUUUGUCGGUUUAGCUCGCUGCCAAAGUCGAGUAGCCAUACGCUCGGCUGAGGGCAGAAGAGUAAAAAGAUUUUCAACACAUCAAGCACCCAAGAUGUCUCAGCAAGAAGUUUCACCACCUAUCAGCCAAGUGGUCACCAGGUCGGAGGCCAGUCAUUCUCAUUCUUCACGCCGGUCCAGAACGAGUCAAGCUGCUGCACAAGCACGAGCAGACGCCGAAGCUGCCUACGCCAGAGCACGGUACGCCAAACGCCAAAUCGACAUGGAGGUCGAGAAGGCACGCAUCGAGGCAACACUACACGCUCUGAAGACGGAAGGUGAAGCAGAAGCAGCGCUCGCCGCAGCUAAAGUUUGGGAGGCGACUUUCGAAGAAGAGGAGCGCGCCAAAGUCGACCUCAGCGAGCAAGGGGUAUUUUCCAAGACACCCCCCUCCAUCAGGCGUGCACAAGAGUAUGUGCAUGCUCACUUUGACGACCAGCGUGUCCAAGCAGAUGGCACACAAACGCCAAACAAUGAGCACCUGGUUAGGCACAAUGACUCUCAACAACCAGAAAAUAGCCCAAAAUCAGCUGGUGCUUUUCCACAUGUGCGUCACAUCGACAUCGCUGACGAAGAGCAUCUCCAAUCUCAUCGUGCGAGAACGGACAUCUCACACCAGCCUACUCCUUCAGCAACCCCACAAAGUGAACUGUCCAAUUUAGCAGCCUAUCUAGCACGGCGUGAUCUGCUGACAUCGGGGUUCAAGGUUUUCGACAACCGGCCAGAGUCCUACCUGUCCUGGAAGUCCAUGUUCUGCAACGCGACGGAAGGCCUCAAUCUCAAGCCCAGCGAAGAGCUCGACCUUCUCACCAAGUGGCUCGGCGGGGAGUCUCUUCAACACGCUCAGAGGAUCAGGGCGGUCCACGUGAGUAAUCCACAGGCAGGUCUCCAACGUCUGUGGCAGCGGCUAGACAAGACUUAUGGCUCUCCAGAGGUAAUUGAAUCCUCACUCUUCCAACGGUUGCAGACUUUUCCAAGAAUCUCCAACAAAGACACUCACUUACUGCAGGAGCUUGCUGAUCUUCUGUUAGAGCUAUCGUAUGCCAAAAGUGAAAGUUAUUUGCCGGGUCUUAGCUUUCUCGACACACCAAGGGGCAUAAACCCGAUAGUUGAAAAACUCCCAUAUGGACUCCAGGAGUCAUGGGUUACACAAGGUACCAAAUACAAAAGGGAAAACGGUGCAGUCUAUCCACCUUUUUCGUAUUUUGUGCGGUUCGUAAAUGACUACGCUGAAAUGAGAACAGACCCUAGCUUUAUGUUACAGUGUUCAAACGUAAUAAAUCCAAGGGUUGAUAAGACAUCAGUAAGACGAGACAAAUACAGAGUUCCACUAGCAGUGAAUAAAAUAGAGAUCAGUCCGGCUAAAUUGACAGCACCCGAUCCAGACAAACAAUGUCCUAUCCACCAAAAACCUCAUUCACUCGUCAAAUGCAGGGGGUUUAGAAUGAAAACACUAGACGAAAGAAAGAACAUUCUCAAAGAGCACGCCAUUUGUUUUAAAUGUUGUGCGUCCACAAAUCACAGGGCUCGAGACUGUAAAGCUAUUAUCCAAUGCUCAGAAUGUGAUAGCGAUGCUCAUGUGUCUGCCAUGCAUGUCGGUCCACCUCCAUGGACACCUCAAGACUUUAAUCCCCCAACCCAGAGUCACGGCGGGGAGUCUGAGGGCCCAAAUCCUGUGAACACAGCCAGUUGCACAGAAGUAUGUGGGCAAGGCGUAAAAGGAAAAUCAUGCUCAAAGAUCUGUUUAGUUAAUGUAUAUCGCCGAACUUCUCCAGAAAAGAAAAAGAGGGUAUAUGCCAUGUUGGAUGAUCAGAGCAAUUCAUCCUUAGCCAGAUCUGCGUUUUUUGACAUGUUUAAUGUGCAAGGUACCAUAUUCCCAUACACCAUGAGAACAUGUGCAGGUUUAUCAGAGACACGAGGUCGCAAAGCUGAUGGCUUUAUUGUAGAAGAUGUAGAUGGUAAGGUCUCCAUGAUGCUGCCUACAAUAACAGAAUGUGAUCAGAUUCCAGAUAAUAGAGACGAAAUUCCCAGCCCUGAGGUAGCAGCAGCUCACCCUCAUUUGCGAUCAAUCGCUUCACAGAUUCCUCCUCUCGACCCAUCGGCAGACAUUCUUCUGCUCCUGGGAAGGGACAUCAUUCAGGCUCAUAAAGUUCGUGGUCAGGAGCCUUUCCAACCGAAGAUCGUGCUGUAGGCAUGCAAGGUCUUGACAUUGGGCAGACUACCCCACCAAUGCAGCGCAGUUUGGGCUUAGGAUGGGAGCUGUUGACUGACCAAUUCAAGUUCCAAGUAAGAGUAAAUGAAAGGCCGUUCACAAAAAGGGGAGUUCUGUCAGUUAUCAACAGUGUGUUCGACCCACUUGGUUUUGCUAUUCCAGUAAUCGUAGGGGGUAGAACCAUACUCAGAGACAUUUCCACAAAUGUUUCAGAGUGGGACACUGAACUGCCAAAAGACAAAUUAGAACAGUGGCAAAAGUGGAAAAGUUCCCUCGGACACCUACAACAUCUUGAAAUUCCCAGAAUGUACACUUCAAUACCGCUGUCUGCAGCCCAAAGAAUAGAGAUUGACGUUUUUUGUGAUGCUUCCACAAAAGCCGUAGGUGCGGUAGCCUACCUCAAACUCACAAAUGAGGACGGACACAGCGAAGUGGGAUUCCUCCUCGGCAAAGCACGUUUAGCUCCUAAACCAGACAUCACCAUACCCCGACUUGAACUCUGUGCAGCAGUCCUGGCCGUGGAAGUAGCAGAGUUGGUUCUAGAGGAGCUGGAUGUCACAGUCGAUCAGGUGAAUCUUUACACAGACUCAAAGGUAGUGCUUGGGUACAUCUCAAACACCAAGAGACGCUUUCACGUUUAUGUGCACAACAGAGUCGAACGCAUCAGGCGCUUUGCACAAACUCACCAGUGGCAUUACGUGCCCACACACUUAAAUCCGGCAGACCAUGCCACACGAGCGUUGCCCGCUGAGCAGCUCU